CUGUACAAAUCUCAAGGCAACGGCUUUUUGUCAUGAUUAAACUUUUAUAUGAAACGAUGAAUGAAAGGUGUCAUACUUCCUUCAUAUAUAGCAAAAUCUCUUGCUUAAGAAAAUAAAGAUUACGCGGUGUUCAGUCGGACAGGAGCGAAAAACAUCUGCCAAGGGAAGUGCUGCUUUGACCCAUCCCGCACGUCCAGCGUGGCGAUGUCAUCCCCGAGAGAUGCUGUCCGGCGGCAGCGGCGCAGGGAGCUGGACGCCAGGCGGAGCAAGUCGCGGGUUCGCCUGGGCGCGUGCCUGCAGAGCUGGGGCCAGCUGAAGGACAGACUCGGGUUCGCGCUGCAUUCGGAGCUGGCACAGUACCUGCUCGAGAGCUACUUCUCCAAGGUCUGUGACAAGUGCUCAGGUGGGAGGGAUGAGGCGAAGGGGGCGGAGCCUGUGGUGACAUCAGCGGAAUCCCUCCAGUGCCUGGUGUUGCAGGUCCAUCGCCAUGGGCAACGCUGCCCCUUUCCCCCCGGCCUGCAGCCUACCGGUGCUGUGGGGGGUCAGACCACCGAGGAGGGGCAGGGAGAGGGGCAGAGGUACGGAGGAGAAGAGAGUGGAGGUGCGCAGAGGUACGGAGGAGGAGAGAGGGGAGGCGCAACUGACGUUGGGCUGGACACGGGGCCUACGGAGGCCCGGGGAGGUUCGGGAGAGGGGGUGAUGGCAGAGCUCUGUCUGAGGUACGCCUGCCAGGAAGGGCACGGUUUCGCGUGGCGCCCCUCCGGGACGGGCUGGGAGGGGGGCGAGGAGGAUGGGGGGAGGGCGGAGUCAGAGGCUGAUCGUCCUGGUGCCAGCCCGUCCAGAGAGCGAGGGAGGAGGUGUCUGACGGAUGACAAGAGAGAGGGCGUGGAGGAGCCGUGCUUUUCGGCCAGGAGGUGCAGGAAAGCAGGGUCUGAGCUCGCUGCUGAGGGGAGUGGACAUAGAGAGGAGGAAGAAGAGGAGGAGGAGAAAAAGGCUGGAGAGGUCAAAACAUCAGGGGGUAAGUGUGCACAGGAAGUGGAACCAGAGACUGAGAGGGAGCGAGAGCUGCCACAGGAAGAUUGUCCGCUCCCUGAUGAGGAAGACAGAGAAGAAGACGCCCCAGACGUGCUCACGGACAAGAACUGCAGCCCUUCCCGCAAACGGUCCAGUCCUGACUGUUCCUCCAACUCCAUUGACACAACAACUUCAGGCAAACCCACCGGAGAGACCGAUGAGAACCCGUAUUCUCUCCUCGGCGACUCAACUGUAGUACAACAAACGACCACUAGGGGGAAACAGAGGAAAGCAGUUCAGUCUGCACAGGCCCGAUCUAGCCCAAGGAUAGGCAAGAAGGAAAUCAAAAGAAGUGCACCGAAGAGGCCGGGAGAUGAUGACAUUUCUCAGAUUAGUGGCAAAAGGAAAAGGAAAGCGACGCCCAGAGAUAUUUUGCCCUGCGAGUUUGAAGGCUGUGGAAAGAUCUUCUCAUCCCGCCAGUACCUCAACCACCACAUGAAGUAUCAGCACUUUCAACAGAAGACGUUCGCCUGCUCUCACCCCUCCUGCGGGAAGUCCUUCAAUUUUAAGAAGCACUUGAAAGAGCACGAGAAACUACACAGCAACCAGAGGGACUACAUCUGUGAGUUCUGUGCCCGAGCGUUCCGGACCAGCAGCAACCUGAUCAUCCACCGCAGGAUCCACACCGGGGAGAAACCACUGCAGUGCGAGGUGUGCGGCUUCACCUGCCGGCAGAAGGCCUCGCUGAACUGGCACAUGCGCAAGCACGACGCCGAGAGCGGCUACCAGUUCCCCUGCGAGAUCUGCGGCCGGCGCUUCGAGAAGAGGGACAACGUGACCGCGCACCGCAGCAAGAGCCACCCCGACCACACCGCCACCCCGCCGCCCCCCUCCGAAACGCCCUCCCCCCUCCCCGGGCGCCCGGCCUCGGCCUCGAUCACCCCCGGCGACCCCGCGGCGAGCAUCGACCUCACGGGCCAGUCCGGUGACCCCGGCGACCUCCCCGUCGCCGUGAUGUGAAAGCGCCCCGGCACACUGGGCCUCUGUCCGGCUGCGCUGUACCGCGCUGUAACGUUUACUUACCGCAGCCCGGGGGCCGUAGAGUCACUGCGUCUACAGUAAACACUGCCACAUGUACAGGCGGAGGCCAGACACGGUGGACGGUGACUUAGAGGCGUUUUAACCUGGGCUGAAUCCACGUGGUGCACACACACACAGCGCAUCCUGUUCUCCAGAACGGCAGUGACUGUUCCCGUUUAGCUUUAUUAUUAUUAUUCAGUCAUUAUUUUGGACGGCAAGCUGUUUUUACUGGGCAUUCCAGAUGUAUAAAUGUGUUUUUAAUGACAAGGUGGGUAAAACUUUCAGGUUACUGGCUGUCCGACUGCCAUCUGCCUAUCCCUGACCUAGAUGCUGAGUACACGCCAAGGAAUAUCUAGCACACCACAGCAGUUGUUCUGUUCUUUCAGAAAAAUAUGUUUUUAACUCAUGCCAGACAAUAAACAAACUGGUAACCAUGGUUAUUUGCUGAAGACUAGUUCACAUAUCACCUAAUCUUCACAGAGGGGAUUCAUCUAUUUUUUGGUUUGUUUUCUUUGAUCUUCUCCCUCUGGGAGAACUGUGUGAAUAGUGUUUUUUUUCCAUCUUUGCUCUGAAACUGGUGUUUAUUUGAAUUAAAAAUGAUAUUGGACUUUAUCCAAAAUCAUGGUUAUACGGAGUCUGAUUACAAUAGUGUUUCAUUCCACAGUUAAUAUGGCUCUGUGGGUGUUCAGUUCACAUGUGAAUGCAAUCGACUGUGUGCAAAUUAUACGAAGAGGAAUAA
Conger conger (European conger) is the source of this 2833-nucleotide messenger RNA. RefSeq names its product zinc finger protein 692 (gene znf692). The transcript is spliced from 11 exons. Gene Ontology annotation, cellular component: nucleus. The coding region runs from base 205 to 2034 and encodes 609 amino acids. NCBI's taxonomy places the organism in Eukaryota, Metazoa, Chordata, Actinopteri, Anguilliformes, Congridae. Gene Ontology annotation, biological process: regulation of transcription by RNA polymerase II. The record is from RefSeq and is a predicted model, not a curated record.